CAACCAACAUGUGAGGCUAUGGUAACUCUACUCUCUAUGCGCUCUCUCUCUGUCUGUACCUUCCAUGCCAAACCAACACCGUCGAUCUGGUAGAGCCAUAUUUCUCUAGCUCAUAAGCCAAUCGACCAUACAUCUUUGCUCACGUACUGCCUUAUUAGACGGGCAGACGUAUGACGAACACCAUGGCACGUUUUUAGCAUCCAUCUCCUAUACCUGCCACGCUCUGCCUGCUCUGUGCUCCUUGUUUAUCUGGCCCUCACCACAAAACCACCCCAUUUCGCUGCUCGUAACGGCCCAUUGAGUAUAUAUAUCCAAAUCUGCCAAAGCUGCACGAAUAGCUUCUCCCCCCUGCGCAUUUGUGCCCCUUGACCUUGCGCUUUCUCCCAGAGCGCAACCAUGAGUGCAGACGAUAGGGGCCUAGAUUCUGGAGAUGACCCCCGCUUAGAGAAGAUCGAGCCAUCGUUGCCAAGGGUCAUUCAGGAUGUUAAGGAGGAAGAUACAGACUCUCCGGCCUUACAUCCUUCAGUCUAUGUUGUGAUUUGGAUCUCGCUGAGCUCCAGCGUCAUUCUGUUCAACAAAUGGAUCCUCGAUUCCCAAGAAUUCCGAUACCCUGUGCUUCUCACAGCAUGGCAUCUCUUCUUUGCGACUGUAAUGACGCAGAUCAUGGCCCGAACCACAACCCUCCUCGAUGGACGAAAGAAUGUUCGCAUGAACACGCGCAUGUAUAUACGGACUAUCCUCCCCAUAGGGAUAGUUUACAGUCUUAGUCUGAUAUGCGGAAACCUGACGUACCUAUACCUCAGCGUUGCAUUCAUCCAGAUGCUCAAGGCGACGACACCAGUGGCCGUCCUCAUAACAGGCUGGUUCUUCGGGGUUCAAAAGCCCAACAUGCGCGUGCUGUUCAACGUGUCCUUCAUCGUCAUCGGCGUCGUCCUCGCCUCGUUUGGAGAGAUUAAAUUCGUGAUGCUGGGCUUCCUCUUCCAAUGCGGUGGUAUCAUGUUCGAAGCCGUGCGACUCGUCAUGGUGCAACGGCUCCUCAACUCCCCUGAUUCGAAGAUGGACCCCCUCGUGUCGCUGUACUACUUUGCGCCGGUCUGCACAGUCUUCAAUGGCCUGAUCGCAUUAGCCUGGGAGGUGCCGAAAGUCUCAAUGGAGGAUGUCCAUAAAGUUGGGUUGCAUAACUUUGCCCUCAACGCUAUGGUGGCGUUUGCAUUAAACGUAUCUGUGGUCUUCCUCAUCGGAAAGACGUCCUCCCUCGUGCUCACGCUUUGUGGUGUUCUCAAGGAUAUCCUCCUUGUAGUAGCCUCGAUGAUGAUCUGGGGCACCAUCGUCACGCCCCUCCAGUUUAUCGGAUAUGCCAUCGCCCUAGGAGGUCUGGUGUACUAUAAACUCGGCGGCGAGCAGGUGCGGACACAUCUGGAGAUGGCCAGCCAGCGUUGGAGAUCGAUGUCGUCACGCCGCCCGUUCCUGUGGAGGAUGCUCAUGUUCAUCAUCGCAUUCUGCAUUGUAUACGCGCUUGUCGACGUCCUGGCUCCUUCAUAUGCCCCAAAGUAUGACCCGGAGAGGGUGUCGGCGGCAUACUUGGCGGCGAAGGAAAGGUAUAAGAAUGGUGGGGCGAACAUUCCUAAGGACAACCGAUUCUGAAAAGAUGAGGACGAUCAUGAGUGAUGCUUUCCCGGGAGGAGCGUCACAGGAUGGGAUGGGCUUUGUCAGCUUUAUAUAGACUUCUUGGUUUGAUGCACUUGCUGGUUGAGUAAUAUUGCAUCUUGUUUUUGUCGUUUCAUGGCGAAAGGGAAGAAGGGGGUUUAAAAGGGCAAUUUCAGACGCUGGCGCGGAUAAGGGGGAGUAAAAGGGUCAUUUUGGGAAUGGAUGGACGGAUGGAUGGACGGUGACAGUGUGAUGAUGAGAAGCUCCUCUGUAAUGACUGGCAAAAGAACAUAUAUUACUGUAGAAGUACAUUGUCACAGUAGCACCGGGGCCUAGAGUGAUUCCCCUGUGAUUAAUAAAUCACCUUCGAUCGCGCUAUUCAUCGCAUAGAUUUCAAGUAGAG
Molecule: messenger RNA, 2050 nt
Organism: Pseudogymnoascus verrucosus
Lineage: Eukaryota; Fungi; Ascomycota; Leotiomycetes; Thelebolales; Thelebolaceae
Exons: 4
Coding region: 397-1644 (415 amino acids)
Cellular component (GO): endosome; Golgi apparatus; trans-Golgi network
Molecular function (GO): antiporter activity
Source: RefSeq, a predicted model, not a curated record